UGGAAGCAGAGGCACACUCGAAAGCAAACCGAUUGACACACCAUCCCCACAGCUCAACCAAAACUGAUACUCUCUGCUUCCACGUACCUGACAUGCAAUGCCCCAGACCUUGCUAUAAAACGCUCCUUCCUUCCCACCACACAACCCACACCCAGCAGCACAACAACCUGCCUUGCACUACAAGAACCAUCACAGUCAAAAAUGGCUAAGCUCGCGAUUCUCGUGGCCGCUCUCCUCUUCCUUGCCGUCACCGUCUCCGCCUACAAAACUACCGUCACGACCGUUGAGAUCGACGAGGACGAGAACCCCAGCUGGAGCCAUGGGCAGGGGAGGUGCGCCCAGAAGCUGCAGAGGGUUAACCUGAGGCCAUGUGAACGCUAUGUAAAGGAGAAAUGUCGUAGGGAGGAACCGGACGUGAUAGCUUUGCGUGGGAUCCAGGCCCGGGGGAAUGAAAGGCUUCAGGAGUGCUGCGAUCAGAUCAGAGAAAUUAACGACAGGAGCUGCCAGUGCCAAGCGUUGAAGAGAGUCAUGCGUAGGGAGGGCUCAGAACUGGAGGGAAGGGAGGCGCGUCAGUUACGACAGGAGCUUCAGAGGCUGCCGGAAAGGUGCAACAUUGAGCUUCCAAGGUGUGAAUUGAGCGGCAACGAAAUCUAAGCUAGCUCUACCAAUAUUGCAGCUCGCGGACGCGUACUAGAACGUGAGCUACCGUAUGUAUCUAGGCUUAUGUAAAAAACUGAGAUCACUACUGAUCUUUUAGGCAAUGCUGUAGACACUACGUAUGUGACUAUGACAUUGCCAAUGUUUUGUUAAUGUGCGUGUUCUACUGAGAAUAAAAUGCUGCUUAAGCUCUCAAGAUAGCAUUCCAAUUCUACCAUUCACACUCUAAAUUUCGCUUAAAAAAUGUAGAAAUUUCAAUCCGUUUGAUGGUUACAACUCGUAUAGUAUCCAUAAACAUUGCCCCAAUAACAGUAAA
Molecule: messenger RNA, 973 nt
Organism: Neltuma alba
Lineage: Eukaryota; Viridiplantae; Streptophyta; Magnoliopsida; Fabales; Fabaceae
Product: 2S albumin-like
Exons: 1
Coding region: 202-654 (150 amino acids)
Molecular function (GO): nutrient reservoir activity
Source: RefSeq, a predicted model, not a curated record